CCCAUUACCCGUACUGUAUACAAUUCCCAACCUCUUUUCGUUUCAUUUAUUGCACAAAAAUAUUCAUUCAGUUCCCACUGCACAAAACCCUGCCACAACCACUCACUCACUGCCAACACAACUACUGUAUCCACCAUUUCUCCUUUCUUUUCAGAUCUAACACAAAAAAUGCAAACUCAUCUCACACUCACUACUAUCUUCCUCUACUUCUUCUUAACUCUCUCCACCUCCAUCUCAGCCCAUGAUCAACCCCAACCCCAACCCCAAGAUCUAGUCCGUUCAUCAUGCCUUCACGCUAGAUACCCAAAUUUAUGUCUCCGAACACUCUCCACCUACACCGGCCCCGUCAAAAGCCCAUUAGACAUAGCCCAGGCUGCACUCCGGGUAAGCUUAGCCCACGCCAAGAGAGUCUCCAAGUAUAUAGGAGCUUCCAAUGUUGGCGCCCAACGCAGCAGCUUGAGUAAGCGUCAGCAGGCUGAUCUCAGUGACUGCAAAGAGCAGAUAGCCGAUUCUGUUGAUGAACUCCGGAAGAGCUUGGAGGAGUUGCAGCAUAUGCGACCGGAGACUUUCCGGUGGCAGAUGAGUAAUGCUUUGACGUGGGUGAGUGCUGCUCUUACUGAUGGUGAUACUUGUCUUGAUGGGAAUGUGAUGCCGGAUGUGAAGAAAAGGGUUACUGAUCUUGCGAGAGUGACGAGUAAUGCUCUUUACUUGAUUAACCGUGUUGGAUGAAGUGGGAAUGGGGAGGUCAAGGGUCGUUCAAGAUCUAGAAAAUGAAUGACCAUGUUGGUGUUAUUGUGUGUACGGAAAUGACAGAAAGUAACGUGGUACUGUUUUUUUUUUUUUUAUUGUUUGUUGAAUGUGAUUAUGUGAAAGUGUGAACGGUUGUUGUAAUUGAUAGAUGCUGUUUGUUUUUGUUUUACUAAGAUAUAAGAUAAAUGGUGUUUGUUGUUAA
Lathyrus oleraceus (garden pea) is the source of this 952-nucleotide messenger RNA. RefSeq names its product pectinesterase inhibitor 3. Bases 169 to 729 code for a protein of 186 amino acids. The transcript has a single exon. Gene Ontology annotation, molecular function: enzyme inhibitor activity. Gene Ontology annotation, biological process: negative regulation of catalytic activity. Lineage: Eukaryota; Viridiplantae; Streptophyta; Magnoliopsida; Fabales; Fabaceae. The record is from RefSeq and is a predicted model, not a curated record.